Messenger RNA from Umbelopsis ramanniana AG, 951 nucleotides. RefSeq lists its product as uncharacterized. The record is from RefSeq and is a predicted model, not a curated record. Gene Ontology annotation, molecular function: tRNA methyltransferase activity. Gene Ontology annotation, cellular component: cytoplasm. Lineage: Eukaryota; Fungi; Mucoromycota; Umbelopsidomycetes; Umbelopsidales; Umbelopsidaceae. Gene Ontology annotation, biological process: tRNA methylation; cytoplasmic translation. The coding region runs from base 1 to 951 and encodes 316 amino acids. The transcript has 10 exons.
AUGGGCAAAUCUUCAAAGGAUAAGCGCGAUGUGGCAAGUAUCACACUAGGUGGAUUGCAAGCAAAAGAACAAGGAUGGAGAGCCCGAAGUGCUUUUAAACUGAUGCAGCUGGACGAAGAAUUCAACUUGUUUGAAGGUAUACAUAGAGCCGUCGAUCUCUGUGCUGCACCGGGAAGUUGGUCACAAGUGCUCAGCAAACGUUUAAGCGAGAACCACGCCAAUAAUCCUCAAGAAGAGCCACCAAAGAUUGUUGCAGUUGAUCUACAGGCCAUGGCUCCACUUCCUGGAGUGAUCCAGCUUCAAGGUGAUAUCACCAAGGUCUCGACUGCUGAACAAAUCAUAUCGUAUUUUGAAGGAAAAUUGUCUGAUAUUGUUGUAUGCGAUGGUGCUCCAGAUGUGACUGGUCUCCAUGACAUGGAUGAAUAUAUCCAAGCACAACUUCUUCUUGCUGCACUCAACAUUACAACUCACGUUUUGCGACCCGGCGGCACAUUCAUUGCCAAAAUUUUCAGAGGCAAAGAUAUCACACUUCUUUAUUCACAACUCAAGGUUUUCUUCCCUGUGGUUACAUGCAGCAAACCACGAAGUUCUCGCAAUUCUAGUAUUGAAUCAUUCAUUGUAUGUCAGAACUAUUCACCACCAGAAGGCUACGUUCCAACCAUGGCAAAUCCACUACUUGAUUUCCACUACAGUGGAGACAAUCAAUUGACUGGCCCUAAUAGAACCAUUGUUCCAUUCAUUGCUUGUGGAGACUUGAGACAUACUGUUCAGCUUGCUAAUACCACUCUAUCCAUUUGCUCUAGCGGCUACGAUUCUGACAUGACCUAUGCUCUAGAGACGAAGGAAAACGGGGAAUACAAGUCAUUGGAUCCAUUACAACCACCCAUUAGUGCGCCAUACUUGAAAGCUUUGGAACUUAAGCGCAACAACUUCUAUAACAGAGUAGCAUAA